This is a messenger RNA of Stylonychia lemnae, 1671 nucleotides long. NCBI's taxonomy places the organism in Eukaryota, Ciliophora, Spirotrichea, Sporadotrichida, Oxytrichidae. The record is from the annotation of a GenBank genome assembly.
AUGAUGACAUUUAUGGAUCUAACAUAGCUUCUUCAAUAGUGCAUAAAACUCUCAUCGUAGAUUCAAGAAACCUUGGAUUAAAAGGUUUUUAAAGAAAUAAAAGGGAAAUUCCUGUAAAAUUCAAUAAGUAUGACACUAGCAAGUAAUUAAAAAUUUGCGCAUAGUCUUACAUACUUCGUGUAUCUCAGUAUCAAAGCAGGCUUCUAUGACAUCGAUCUAUCGACAUUUUUCUUGGAGUAGCUGAAGAAUUUAGAAAACUUAAAUUAACUAGAAAUGGAAAGUUUAGUCAUGGUGAUUUCAAGUUUAUCAACACUUCAAAGUCUUCCAAACAAAAAUAAAGACAGAACUUUUUUGAAUCAAAUAGCUUAAGAAUAGCAAAAAAGAGUGAUGAUACAAGGAUUCUAUAAUAAGAAUAAUGAAAUUAAAGAGUAUUUAUAAAAAGAAGUAUCGCUUGGGGAGAGAAUUGUGAAACUGACUCUUAUGACUAAAGCGGUAACACACAACAAAGAAUUCGAUGCAACUAUUUUUGAACCAUAUGGCAAAGAUUUACUCAAAAACAUUAUCUAGAUAGGAAAAGAGCAAUUAAAUUCUUUUCUUGAAGAACCAGAUUCAAGCAAUCUUAAUCUCAUUACCAGUGCAAAUUUUUUAUAAGUUCUAUGCUUCAAUAUCCACCCAACUUAAAUAAAUGAUUAAUACAGCUAGAGUCUAACAAAGCUAGACUAGCAUGAUGAUUCCUCUAUCUAUAAUCUAAUACUCGAAACACUAAUAAUUUUAUUGCAAGGCGAGUUCUCUAAGAACUAGAGAAAUUAGUUAAUGAUAACACUAUACAGUCUAAAAGCAUAUGCUUAAUUUGAAUAAGCUAGACUCUAGAUGAUUGCUUAGGAUAAUUAAAUCAUGGUUACUACAGUUGUUAUAGAAAACGAAUUACUCAAAUAAUGCUACAUCUCUUUUAUCCUUUAAGUCAUGAAUAAUGUAGAGAAAAUCAUUAGCGAAUCUGAAACUGACUUCAUUAGGAUAAUGUUUGAGUUAUGCUAGAAAAAGAUACUCCCAGCUUACUUCAUCAAAGAUCCUAAAAUCUAAGAAUAUAUAAAUUAACUUGAUUUAAAGAAAUUGAGCUUAAGAAAUAGACAAGAUUUCUUUUGCCUAGGUCAUAUUUUAUCAAAUUCUUUGAUCUUUACAAAUUUUGAUCACAGUAUAGUAGAAAAAUAUAAAUAACAACUAAGUGAGACAGUAAAAUCUUUAAGACCAGAUUAAGGUUUGAUGUAAGAAAUAAAUUCUUAGAAACUCAUGGCAGAAAUUCAUGCUUCAACAGAUAAAGAAAAAGUUGAAAAACAAGAAUUGUUUCAUGCACUUAAGAUUUUAGGAAAGUUUGAUAGAAAAGAAGAUUUUUAAGCUUAAAAAGAGAAAGAUUAAACGGUUAGAAAUAAAUUUGACAAUUAUAAUACCCACAAAAACAGCUAAAUUAAGUAUUAAACUGAUGGUAUGUCAAAGUAGAAUGUCUAAUUUAGAGAACAAAAUAGCCAAUAAUAAUUUGAUUAUAAUAAGCAAUCUACAAUUUAAUCAAAUGAGCCUAAGAUUUCAUCGCUAUUUAAAAAAAGCAAAGGAAAUUAAUCUUAGUAUAAUAAAAGUAAAAAUAGAUCCUAAAAUAAUAACAAUACUGAAUUUGAUUGA